UAUCGACCGGUUCGACCCAAAGCGAUAUGCCACGUAUGCGAAAAAAGAAGCGUGGCAUAAUGGGUACGCUAAGGAGCUUAAGCCUAACGAGAAACAAAGGAACAGAAAGUGAUUACUCGCAUCAAGGAUCGGAUUCUGAUCUAAGCAUAGCAGGGGAUAUCCGAUCCAGCAAAACUAACCUCAAAGGAAAACUAUCGGGAAUGUUUCGCCGUGGAGGCUCGUCCUCACGCACGAAUAGUACCGAAGCGAUAGAUCGAGAAAUUCAACGACCAGUCGCCACCCAAACUCUCGGCAAUGGGCCUACCGGUGUGUCAGCGCCGCAGCGACCAGUUUCUACCAGCACGCCGCAUUUAGCUAGGGCCGGAAAACCACCCACGCCUUCGAUGCAAUCGGUACAGCGGAAACGGUUAAGCGCCAACCUGCCACCAACUGGGCCGUCCUCUGGCGGCCAAUAAUUGACCGAUGAAAUAUUACUUUCUCUCAAAAUAUAUCCUUUCAUGACAUAGAUCGUUGAUAAUGCUUAAAGUCAAACGAUAUCGAUCU
Molecule: messenger RNA, 543 nt
Organism: Anopheles cruzii
Lineage: Eukaryota; Metazoa; Arthropoda; Insecta; Diptera; Culicidae
Exons: 3
Coding region: 27-455 (142 amino acids)
Source: RefSeq, a predicted model, not a curated record